GUGUUGUGUUUUGUGUUGUUGUUUCUAAACGCUAUUUAUUUUGAAUUUUAUUUUUUUUUCAGUGAAUUUAUUAUUUAAUUUUUUUUUGAAUUUAAUUUAUUUGUGAAUUUGUGUCCACAUUAUUGUUAAUUAAUUAAUAAUAUUCAGAUAAUCGCAAACCCAUUGAAAUGGCCCCAAAUAUACAGUCGUCGACAAUUGAACCGGAAAUCGCUGCCGAUAUUACCGUCGAUGGCUCCAAACAAGCGAAACGCGAGUUCAAAGCCCAGAUAGUCUGGCGUAAUGUUGCCAUUAUGACUGGCCUACACUUGGCCGGACUGUACGGCCUCUAUCUGUGUUUUACAGCAGCUCAGUGGCAGACAAUUGUUUGUGCAAUACUACUAUAUAUAAUAUCCGGUCUGGGAAUUACUGCUGGCGCACACCGUCUAUGGUCGCACCGGGCAUAUAAAGCCAAAUUUCCCUUAAGGGUUGUCCUAACCAUAUUCAAUACUAUGGCAUUUCAGAACUCAAUCUACGAAUGGAGUCGCGACCAUCGGGUCCAUCACAAGUACAGCGAAACCGAUGCCGAUCCGCACAACGCCAAUCGGGGUUUCUUUUUUGCCCACUGCGGUUGGCUACUGUGUCGCAAACAUCCCGAUGUCCUCGAGAAAGGCAAGACUGUCAGCUGCGAAGAUCUACUACAGGAUCCGCUCGUCCGGUUUCAGCGAAAGUUUUAUCUACCACUCGUUUUCGUCUUUUGUUUUCUACUGCCAACAGUCUUACCCAACUAUCUGUGGGGCGAAUCGUUUUUCAAUGCCUACUUUGUUUGUGCACUAUUACGCUAUACGUGGACACUGAACAUGACAUGGCUGGUCAACAGUGCCGCCCAUUUCUGGGGCCGUCGACCGUACGACAAGCACAUCUCACCCGCCGAAAAUGCCGUAACAAUUAUCGGUGCUAUCGGUGAAGGUUUUCAUAAUUAUCACCAUACGUUUCCCUGGGACUAUGCCACCUCAGAGCUGGGUCCUAAGUUCAAUCUAACUACCUGUUUCAUCGAUACGUGCGCCUACCUGGGCUGGGCCUACGAUCUGAAAACAGUAUCACCGCAAGUGAUCCGACAGCGAAAAGAGCGGACCGGCGAUACCAAAGACAAGGGUCCCUACGGUUACUAUAAUUAACUUUAAUUUUUUUGUUAAUUAUUUUGUUUUUUUUUGAUAAAUGUAUAGUCGUUUUUAUUUUUGAUAAUUAUUAUUAUAGAAAAAUAUUGUAAUUUUUUUGCUUUAUUUAUUCAUUUUUUUUGUGUCUAUCAAUUUUAUUUGUUUGUUUGAUUUGAUUGAUUGAUUGUUUUAUUUUUUUUCAUUAAUUUAUUUUUUACUUUACUCGCUAUAUAUCUCUGAUCCGAUCCGAUAUAUUGAUAUUAUAUAAUA
Molecule: messenger RNA, 1403 nt
Organism: Oppia nitens
Lineage: Eukaryota; Metazoa; Arthropoda; Arachnida; Sarcoptiformes; Oppiidae
Product: acyl-CoA Delta-9 desaturase-like
Exons: 5
Coding region: 168-1154 (328 amino acids)
Biological process (GO): unsaturated fatty acid biosynthetic process
Cellular component (GO): endoplasmic reticulum membrane
Molecular function (GO): stearoyl-CoA 9-desaturase activity; iron ion binding
Source: RefSeq, a predicted model, not a curated record